UAAGAAAAAAACAUAAAUCAGCCACUAAAACCGAACUUGUCUACUCGUGAACAGCUCCCCACAGAACAUCCCCGAGUUUCGCUGAUAAAACGUUACAUUUCCAGUUUCCACUCUCUCUCAUCCAUCCCCUUCUAUUCUUCUUCAUCACUCUUCUCUUCACUUCUCUAUGGUAUAUAUAAUAACAUCACACACACUACAAACACUCACAGAAAUAGUAGAACAAGAAAUUAAAUCCUUUGACACUUUAAGGAAACAAACAUAGGAGGGGGGGGUCACAUGGGGUUCCUCUUAUGUUGUUUUCUGCUUUUUCUUGUCAUGGUUACUUCUGGGUCACCCACAAACUUCCCCAUCAUGGCCUUUGAAGAUGGCUAUACCCCUUUGUUUGGUGACCAGAAUUUGGUGAUCCAGAGGGAUGGCAAAUCAGUUCAUCUUUCACUUGAUGAAAGGACAGGUUCUGGAUUUGUGUCUCAUGAUCUUUACCUUCACGGCUAUUUCAGUGCUUCAAUCAAGUUGCCUGGUGAUUACACUGCUGGAGUUGUGGUUGCUUUUUAUAUGUCAAAUGGUGACAUGUUCCAGAAUAACCAUGAUGAGAUAGACUUUGAGUUUUUGGGGAACAUUAGAGGCGAAGACUGGAGGGUUCAGACCAAUGUUUAUGGCAAUGGAAGCACUAACAUUGGUAGAGAGGAAAAAUAUGGCCUAUGGUUUGAUCCUACUGAGGAUUUCCAUCAGUACAGUAUCCUCUGGGCAGAUUCUAAGAUCAUAUUUUAUGUUGAUGAUGUUCCUAUUAGGGAAGUUAAGAGAACAGAAUCUAUGGGAGGAGAUUUCCCCUCAAAGCCAAUGACUUUGUAUGCCACCAUAUGGGAUGGAUCUGAUUGGGCAACCAAUGGAGGGAAAUAUAGAGUGAAUUACAAGUAUGCACCCUUUGUUGCUGAGUACUCUGACUUUGUGCUGCAUGGUUGUGCAGUUGAUCCCAUUGAACUUGUAGCCAAGUGUGAUGAUGAUGUACAAGGCUCUGAGGCAAUAGUAGUUCCUUCUAGUGUCACCCCAGUACAAAGAGUCAAAAUGAGAAACUUCAGGUUGAAGCACAUGACAUACUCUUACUGCUAUGACACACUAAGAUACAAAGUCCCUCCUCCAGAGUGUGUCAUCAACCCCAAAGAGGCUGAAAAGCUAAGAAAAUCUGAUCCUAUCACUUUCACCAAUGGCCAGCGCCACCAUGGAAAAGGACACCGCCACCGCAGUAGAGGAAGUCAGGAAGAGGCUACAAAUUCAUUUUAACGUAUGGUUCCAUUCCAUAUAAAGAUUUUGUCAUAAAGGAAAUAUUUUCAUAUAUGAAUCAGUUUGAUUUACCUGGGUUAUCAAUAUAUGUUCGCUCUAAUGGUGCUUUUAGCACAUGAAAGUGAGUCUUUCUUUUUGGUGUUAGUCCUUUACUUUUAGUUUUUUGUCCAUGUAUUUUUGAAAUACCCUAACUUCAAUUCCUAAAAUUCCAAGUUUCCAUCA
Molecule: messenger RNA, 1500 nt
Organism: Cajanus cajan (pigeon pea)
Lineage: Eukaryota; Viridiplantae; Streptophyta; Magnoliopsida; Fabales; Fabaceae
Product: putative xyloglucan endotransglucosylase/hydrolase protein 28
Biological process (GO): cell wall biogenesis; xyloglucan metabolic process
Cellular component (GO): cell wall; apoplast
Molecular function (GO): xyloglucan:xyloglucosyl transferase activity; hydrolase activity, hydrolyzing O-glycosyl compounds
Source: RefSeq, a predicted model, not a curated record